Molecule: messenger RNA, 2314 nt
Organism: Trachemys scripta elegans
Lineage: Eukaryota; Metazoa; Chordata; Testudines; Emydidae
Gene: DRC3
Product: dynein regulatory complex subunit 3
Exons: 12
Coding region: 512-2083 (523 amino acids)
Molecular function (GO): protein binding
Source: RefSeq, a predicted model, not a curated record
ACCUGUUACUGGUAAUUCUCACAUGCACAUUAUACCAUCUCUUGACUGGUACAUCUAGUCUUAUUAGGAGGUGACAUUCACCCCAGUGUGGAGGCCCAACAUAGAGCCUGGUACAUGCCCUCUCCACUAGGGUGAAUUUCACCCAUAGAUCCUUGUAGGGGGAUGGGCCCUCUUCUGCUCCUUUGGAAGGCUGUGGCAACUGCUCAUUGAUAGUUGUGGGAAGACUCAUUGUGCCCAAAGCUGCAGUUCUUCUGCAUGGAAAUUUCUGCUUAAACUCGAUGCAGGUUUUCUACAUGGUAUCAGGAUCGGGCCCAUGAGUUUGACAGUCUUCUGGCCCUGCGCUGGGUAGCUGUUUAGUAAAGUCUAAGCUGAGUGGUGCAGGAUUGGGCUCUCUGGAUAUCCCACUGUGCUAUUGUUUCUUUGUAUACUGCGUGCAGUUCAAUGAACACAUUGAAAAAGGUAACUGUGGGAUACUGUUUGUUCUGCUUGUGAAGGCCUGUUUCGUGUGAAAAUGAGUCGGUUAUACGAUACCAUAGAGCCAAAUGUGAUUGAUGAAAAGAUGCUUCAAAAAGCUGUGGAAGAGCAAGGGCCCCAAGAGGAAUUAGGACAGCUUGCCAAAAGGGAAGGCAUUGAUUACAAAGAUGUCAUAGAGCUACAGCUUGAUUUUAGAAAUAUCCUGAAGAUUGAUAACCUAUGGCAGUUUGUGAAUCUGACUAAACUGCAGCUAGACAACAACAUCAUUGAGAAGAUAGAGGCAUUGGAUAGUCUGGUCCACCUAAUCUGGCUUGAUUUGUCCUUCAACAAUAUUGAAGUCAUUGAAGGUUUGGAAGCUCUGGUUAAACUGCAGGACUUGAGCCUCUACAAUAAUAGAAUAUCUAAGAUUGAGAAUCUGGACACGCUACAAGAACUACAGGUCUUCUCUAUAGGAAACAAUAAUCUAACUGCUUUGGAAAAUGUGGUCUACCUCAGGAAGUUUAAAAACCUACGCACAUUGAAUCUCACUGGGAACCCUGUCUGCGAAAAUGAACAAUAUUCAAUGUUCAUUGCCGCUCACCUUCCAGAUCUGGUGUACUUGGACUUCAGGCUUGUGGAUGAGAAUACACGAGAACUUGCAGACAUAAAAUAUCAGUAUGUCAUUGAUGAGCUAAAGCAAGGUGAAGCACAGGCCCUGGCCAAGCUGGUGGAAGAGCAGGCUAAGCAGAAAGAAUUGGAGCACCACAAGGCUGCUUACGUCGAGUACCUGAAUGGACCCUUCUUAUUUGAGAGUAUGUACGCAGAAGAUACAGAAGCUGCCAGGCUGGCUUACCUCCCUGGAAUGGCUGACCUGCUGGAGGCAUACAAGAGUAAAUUUGUAUUAAUCUGUGAGAACCUCUUUGCCUAUGGUCUGAAAGAGCAUGAAAAGCGACAAGCUGAAGUCUCAACCUUCUACGAGUGCCUUCAAGAAGCGAUACAGGACAGUCAAAAGCAGGGCACAAAAAUAAUCCUAGAUUUUGAAAAUGACAACCAGGGGCUGUUGGACAUGAUCCAAAACAUGAGUAGUUUUGAGAUUGCGGAGUCUAAACUCGUAAAGUACAAUGAGGACAUCAGUCAGCUGUCAGACACACUUAUGACCCUGGAAAUGCAGACGGUUGACCAGCUAGAGGAAAUAAUAAAGGAUUUUGAAAGAAACAUUGCCGACCAGGUGUCAACAUUUAUUGAGAACGUCCAAGGGAUGAUGGCUCAAUGCCGAGAUCUAGAAAAUCAUCACCACGAGAAACUGCUGGAGAUCGCAAUCAACACUCUGGAGAAGAUAGUCAAGAGCGAGUUUGAUGAGGAGAUGCCAGAUGAUGUUCGAUUGCUUUUUGUGGACAAAGACACCAUCGUCAACGCAGUGAAUGCCUCCCACGAUAUCCACCUGCUGAAGAUCGAUAACAGAGAGGAUGACAUCGUCACCAAAGCCAAUAGCUGGUCAUCUUCGGUGAUCGAGGAGGUUCACAAGAAUGAGCUCCACAGAAACCGCAACCGUGUGAGAGAGAUUAAUCAAUACAUCGACCAUCUGCAGGAGGAGGUGGACAACAUGGAAAGCCUGGAGCAGAUGGAGUAGGCCAACAGUGGCUCCCCUGUUAGGACACAGGCCUUGGUGAUCUAACAGGUGCGCCUCGCCCUUUCUGACAGCCCCCUUGUAAAUACUCACUGGUGGGGAUGUUUCAUCCUGGGGUGUCACCCCCCUCCCCCACAAAAAAAAAAUCAUACGGAAAUAAAAAUACCAUUUGAGUUUGGAAAAGCUCUUAAAGAGGAGCUGAGGAGUUCACUUUGAAGCCCUGAGACUUACGGU